AUGAUAAAUCUUUAUGAAUACGUUGCACCCGCUGCAAAGGCGCCAGCAAAGAAGGAUCUGGUUACGAAGCUGUCAGACUUAACCAAACUUCUCACGGAUGUGCCAAAUGAGAAACUUAACUCCACUUCAGCUAAACUUGAUUAUUUGAUGCCAUAUACACAAAGCAAGAUAAAUAUUCUGUCUAAUAAAUCAGACACAACUCCACUCCCUACUGAUGUGCUACAAAAGGGCAAAGCUUCUAAUUCUUCUACCAACGUCCUAACUAUUCCCAAGCCUAUCCCGAAGGGAAAGGAGAACAAGGAAAGAAGAACAAUAGUGCUGUGACUCAGUUCUAGAAAUAAAAAUAAGAGAAAGAGUAAAAACUCUUUAUCAGUUGAUAAGGUAUUUGCAGUUAGUUAUGAUAACUCUUUAUUGAAGCAUACAAACAUUGCAGUCAC
Frankliniella occidentalis (western flower thrips) is the source of this 437-nucleotide messenger RNA. RefSeq lists its product as uncharacterized. The transcript is spliced from 4 exons. The record is from RefSeq and is a predicted model, not a curated record. The coding region runs from base 1 to 324 and encodes 107 amino acids. Lineage: Eukaryota; Metazoa; Arthropoda; Insecta; Thysanoptera; Thripidae.